Sinocyclocheilus anshuiensis is the source of this 4121-nucleotide messenger RNA. RefSeq names its product TBC1 domain family, member 2B (gene tbc1d2b). The transcript is spliced from 12 exons. The coding region runs from base 170 to 2680 and encodes 836 amino acids. Gene Ontology annotation, molecular function: small GTPase binding; GTPase activator activity. Gene Ontology annotation, biological process: regulation of GTPase activity. Lineage: Eukaryota; Metazoa; Chordata; Actinopteri; Cypriniformes; Cyprinidae. The record is from RefSeq and is a predicted model, not a curated record.
UGAGAACGAAACAAGCAUGAUGAUUCUCAAAGGGGACAGUCACAUUCACACCUGACCCUGUUCCUCCCUAGACUGCUGUUAUACCACAAAACAAUAGAGCAAAAAUAGAGCCUUGGUUUCACGCUACUUUUCUUUUUCUUUCUGCGAGCAGGCGCCCAACAGGCAGGUGAUGCAUUACUGGCUGCAGCAGUUACAGCAGAAACGAUGGGAUUUUUGCAAAAUGUCUGGCCACAGAGACAGCUGGUGCUCCCCCACCCCGUUUUUUCCACAUACAGGCCUGGUGGCCAAAGAUGCAGAAGCAGUGCUCUAUGAGAAGCCCAACGAGAGCAUGGAAAGUGUUCGGAGUGACUUUGCUGUGGAGAUGGACAGUGAUGGGCUGGUCGGGCUCCAGUCGGCGCGUAACCCUGUGGCACAACCCAAUGCAGCUCUCAACUCCCUCCGACACUGGGGCUCUGAGAUCAGAAAUAGCAUGUCUCAUCUGCGGGCCAGCCGAGGAGGAGAAAACAGACGCAGUGUGUUUUACACAGCCAACAGUGAGGACUGGGAGAUGGUGGAUCCUCCAAACAAAGACACACCAGAGCACAAAUCUCCACCUGACAGCCAGCGCCGGGAAAGCCCAACUCACGUUCAACGAUACUCCAUUGGCUCAGCAUUCCCGUUUGACUUCCGCAACCCCUCGAGAAUGAAACGGCCCUUUCACAUGGGCUCUGGGAAACCCAACCGCAGUGCAGAGAGCUCGCCGGUUGAAUGUAACGGGACCAAGACCUCCGAACUGCAGCUCCGCAUUCAGAGCCAGCAGGAGGAGAUCAGUCACCUGCAGGAGCAAGAGAACCAGCUCAGAGAAGAGCUCGCCAGUCAGAAGGAGUUGGUUCAUCUUCUCCAACAAACACUACGUAUCUCCCAAUGUGAUUGGCGUUCCACAGUGUCUCCUGGGAACAUGGGGCCUGACAGUCAUGACCAAGCUGAGAGUGAGGUGGACAAAGCCCUGGCAGAGCGGGACACCCAGAUCAAAGACCUUUGUGGACACAUGGAGAAGCUAGCUUUGGAGAAGGAGAGUCUUCAACAGGAGUUGAAGAGUUUGAAGAUCAAAGUUGGGGACAUAAAUGAACAGCUGGGCAUGCUCAUGGAGACCAUUCAGGCCAAGGAUGAAGUCAUCAUGAAACUUUCCCAACAGAGUAGUAAUGAAGAAACCCAGUCGGCUGAAUGCAACUUGCCUAGUGCAACUAGGGAACAACAAGAGUUGGACAUCCUGAAGGACAGCCUUCAGGGCUACAAAUCCCAAAAUAACUUCUUAAACAAAGAAAUUCUGGAGUUGACGGUCUUGAGAAGAAAUGCUGAAUCCAGAGAAAAAGCGCUAGAGGCAAAGUGCACCAGUUUGGAGGCCAAGCUGUGUCAGGUGGAGAGUAAGUACCUGGUUCUACUACAGGAAGUGAAGACUCCCGUUUGCUCCUCCUCAGAGCAGACCCAUAGCGGAGAGGUCAUCACCCGCUUACUAGAAGAUGCACUACAGGUGGAGAGCGCAGACCAACAGGAGCACCCUAUUCUCAAACCCAACGCUGUCAGUGAGUAUGACAUUUAUGGCUUCAAAACUGUCCCGGAGGAGGAGGAUGAGGAGGAAAAACUUGAAGCCAAAAAGAGAGCGCUAGACCUGAAGUCCCUCUCCCUGACAGACCAGGAGACCUCAGUCAGGGUGAAGUGGGACAACUACCUGGCCAUCACCAUGAACAGAGAGAUGGUUCGAUCUCCAGAGCUUAAGGCACUGAUGCGAAGUGGGGUUCCCCAUAAACAACGUUCCAAGGUGUGGAGCUGGUGCGUGAACUUCCAUGUGAAGAAGAUUUGUGAGGGCCUGCCAAAAGACUAUUAUCAGAACCUUCUGUCCAUGGUGAACGAAAAACCAAACCCAGCCUGCAAGCAGAUAGAGCUUGAUCUUCUGCGGACGCUCCCUAACAACAAGCACUAUGCCUCUCCUGACUCGGAUGGCAUCCAGAAACUCAGGAAUGUGCUGCUGGCUUUCUCCUGGAGGAAUCCAGAUAUCGGCUACUGCCAAGGCCUCAACAGGCUGGCAGCUAUUGCUCUUCUGUAUUUGGACCAAGAAGAUGCUUUCUGGUGUCUUGUGGCCAUUGUUGAGGUUUUCAUGCCACGUGACUAUUACACUAAAACAUUGCUAGGUUCACAGGUAGAUCAGCGUGUGUUGAAGGACCUGAUGUUUGAGAAGUUACCCAGGCUUCAUGCUCAUUUUGAGCAUUAUAAGGUGGACACCUCUCUCAUCACCUUCAACUGGUUCCUGGUUGUGUUUGUGGACAGCGUUGUCAGUGACAUCCUCUUCAAGAUCUGGGACGCUUUUCUCUAUGAGGGACCCAAGAUAAUUUUCAGAUUUGCUCUUGCACUCUUCAAAUACAAAGAAGAGGAAUUUCUAAAGCUCCAGGAUCCCAUGACCAUUUUCAAGUACCUUCGGUACUUCACACAUACAAUCUUGGAUGCAAGGAAGUUGAUGAGCAUGGCCUUUGUGGACAUGAACCCAUUCCCACUGAGGCAGAUCCAGAACCGUCGCACGUUCCACUUGGAGAAGGUCCGCCUGGAGCUCACCGAGCUGGAAGCCAUCCGUCAGACCUUCCUGCGGGAGAGAGACACCACCCUGGAGGGCCGCACACUCAUCAGUGACGACGAGGAGGACAGCUGAACCACAGCGAUAAGGGACCAGACCUGCAAAGAUGAUUAGCCAAUCACAUUGUGUCUUAUACUUUUCAAUGUAUUUCACUUAACAAACUGUGAAUUUGAGAGACCAAAGACCAGUAUUCCUUUUGAUUAAUCAAAAUAGACAUCUUUUUCAUUGUCUUGUCCAGUAUUUCAUCCAUUUUUACAUUGACCAAAAUCAGUAUUAAAGUAACUAAAGUACUUUGCAUUUAGGUAGUAAUGAUUGGUGUGGAUUGGACAAGUGUCAAAAUUCUGAUACACUUACAUUAUGCUGGACAUAUUGGGAUGUACAAUCCUGGACACCAACACUUUUUUCUUUCAGCCGCACUUAUUAAAACUUCAUUUGUUUACUUACUCUUAGUAAUCAUAUCAGUACUUGUAUUUUAUUGUAAGAAUCAAAUUCAAGUUUACAAGGCCUGCCCUCUUUCUAAACAUUCGGUACUUUUAUUAAGUGGAACAUUUAAAUUCAGGUGUUUCCUUUGUUUCUGAGCUUUUCUCUUCUAUUUUAAAUAUGAUACCGUGUAAAAUCCACAGUGAUACCUGAAGCUGCUCAAAAUGAAAAUAAUAAUGUGGAAACUGAGGGUUUUUUUUUUUUUGUCAAGGGUUCCAAGAAAGUGUUAAUGUUGUAUGUUGUUGCUGAAAUUCACAGACAAUUGAAAAUGGAAUAACAACCCAUAAGGGCCUGUGUAAUGAGGGAAUGGAUAUCUGAAUUACUAGCACUUUUCGUAACUUUCAAUGUAAAAUGUUGCUUCUGUCAUUUCAAAGUCAUGUAUUACACACUGAUAUGUAUGCUUGGAAAAGGUGUACUUCCUUUUAAAUAUCAGUGCAAUUACAUCUACUUUUCAUUUAGCGCAGUUAAUAGAUCUUUUACUCCAUUUCAGCAUAAUAUUAGAUGCACAUAUUAAACAUUUUAUCACCUAGUAUGACUGCAAAUGUCAAGACGAACAAAAAUGUAAAACUGAUAGUCUAUGGUUUUACUGUGAGAGCGGGUCUCUCACAAUGACCAUGUUUUUGCAUGUAAAUUUGGUCACCCAUACUGCCCUUAAAAAAGAAACGUGUUAUUCGUUUUGAAAUAUGUAAUUUUAAGUCAAACUAAGCCCAUAUUUACAUAUGUUUUCUCUGUUUUUACAUAUUGCAGUCUCAGACUUGUUAGGACAUUGGUUGUUUCAGAUUAUCUUUAGUAUUUCUAUGUUAUUUAGCUGUCAAGUAUGUUAUGGGAGCUAUAGUAGUUGUCUUGUGUCUUCAGUGAGUAAACUGAUUUCAAACCGUCUUUGAUGCUGUUGUUCGAUGAUCCAAUGCGUUGCACAGGUCUUUAUGUGUAUACAAAAUUAUUGAAUUCUUUGUCGUGUUUCUGAAACUUGUCUGUUGACAUUAUAAUCCUCCAAAUUUGAUGUUUUUUUUUUACACUUCUGCAUGAUCAUCCAAUA